GGCGGCGCGGCGGUGCACAUCUCCGCCGCCGGCGCUGCCAAGGCCACCCUCUACUGCCGCGUCUUCCUGCUCGACGGGACCGAAGUGAGCGUGGACCUGCCGAAACAUGCCAAAGGCCAGGAUUUGUUUGAUCAGAUCGUGUACCACUUGGACCUUGUGGAAACAGAUUACUUUGGCCUCCAGUUCCUUGACUCUGCCCAGGUCACGCACUGGCUGGAUCAUUCCAAACCCAUAAAAAAACAGAUGAAAAUUGGACCUGCUUAUGCUUUGCACUUUCGAGUUAAAUAUUAUUCUUCAGAACCGAACAACCUUCGUGAAGAGUUUACAAGGUACCUGUUUGUUUUACAACUCAGGCAUGACAUUCUUUCAGGAAAAUUGAAAUGCCCAUAUGAAACAGCUGUGGAAUUAGCUGCUCUCUGUCUACAAGCGGAGCUUGGGGAGUGUGAGCUUCCAGAACACACACCAGAGCUUGUGUCUGAGUUUCGGUUCAUUCCAAAUCAGACAGAAGCGAUGGAAUUUGAUAUCUUCCAGAGAUGGAAUGAGUGCAGGGGAAAGAGCCCUGCCCAGGCGGAACUCUCCUAUCUGAAUAAAGCGAAGUGGCUGGAAAUGUAUGGGGUAGACAUGCACGUUGUCAGGGGAAGAGAUGGCUGUGAAUAUUCUCUUGGACUGACCCCGACAGGCAUAUUAAUCUUUGAAGGAGCUAACAAAAUAGGCUUAUUCUUUUGGCCUAAAAUUACCAAAAUGGAUUUUAAGAAGAGCAAACUGACACUGGUGGUGGUGGAGGAUGACGACCAGGGCCGGGAGCAGGAGCACACGUUCGUCUUCCGGCUGGACAGCGCCAGGACCUGCAAGCACCUCUGGAAGUGCGCCGUGGAGCAUCACGCGUUCUUCCGCCUGCGGACGCCGGGAAACAGCAAAUCCAAUAGGUCCGACUUUAUCAGGCUGGGGUCUCGCUUCAGAUUCAGUGGGCGGACGGAAUAUCAAGCUACCCACGGCGCCCGGUUACGAAGAACCAGCACCUUUGAGAGGAAGCCUAGUAAACGCUAUCCAUCCCGGAGGCAUUCGACAUUCAAAGCGAGCAACCCAGUGAUAGCAGCUCAGCUCUGCUCUAAAACAAAUCCUGAAGUCCAUACUUACCAGCCUCAGUAUCUUCCCAAUAUCCACCCCAGCCAGCCCCGGUGGCACCCUCACUCUCCGAAUGUAAGCUACCCGCUCCCUUCCCCAGGGCUCAGCAGCUCAGACCGGCUGCCUUUUGGCAUCGAGGAGAAUGGGGGCACGCCGUUCGCUACCAAAGCUUCGGGAAGGCACCACCACCACCACCACCAGCACCAGCAUCACCCAAACUAUGGCCUCUCGCUGACCUUGGAGAGCAAGGAGGGGCCUUUGAGGUCCCCAAACUCUAGCAGUAAAUCCAUUACAAAGCUGAGUCCAGGAGCACCUGCUCUGUUCAGCGAGGCUGCUGCCCAUCUAAAGAAGCUGGAACUGGAAACUGUGAAGGCUGCUGGACCCUGGCCUGCUCUGCACAUCAACAUAAAUAAGGCUGAAGAAAAAAAAGUUUCCGAGAAGACUCUUCAGAACCCUCUCUUGCCUUCCCCUGUGGCCGAUCACGUGAAGUGUAACAUUUUGAAAGCCCAGUUGGAGAAUGCUUCUCGAGUGAGUGCCCAGAUUGGAAAAGAGGAAUCAGCGUUUGUAAAUAUCAAUAAGAAAUCCAGUCUUCAGGACACUAAUGUAAGAAGUCCUAUUCCUAUUCGUGUGGAAACGACCCAACCAGCAGUGGAAAAGCCUGAAAUCAAGCCUCCCCGAGUGAGGAAGUUAACAAGACAAUACAGUUUUGAUGAAGACGACCUCCCUCCAGACCUGGCCGAGGCAGUAGGCGUGUCCACCACAACCACCACCAACAGCUCCACAGCCGCCACCACGCCAGUCUCGGUGCCACUGGUGUCCCCCAAGAUCCACAAAAUCAGCUCGCCUCAGAAUUCAGAAGGCAAGAGCCAGCUGUCCCCAGGGGCCAAGAGUCCCUCUGACCGAGGAGGUGCCUUUACCUUGGAGCCGGGCGAUCUCCUGAUGGAUUUCACAGAAGCCACUCCUCUGAUAAAAACAUUCCCGGCUGAUACAGUGACUCCAUUUCCUGAUCCUUUCAUUACAGGGCCCCAGUUUACUGCAGACUUUAGAGACAGCAAAUUACAGUGCGGUCCUGGCCAGCCUUCCCCACUGAUUCCAGCAGCGUCCCCGAGGCCUUUGACAGAGACCAUCUCCACAGUGCAGACCAUCUACACCACCCGGAAGCCUGUUUCUCUGGCAGCCAGUGCAGAGACGCUCCGGCAAGAACUGGAGAGAGAGAAAAUGAUGAAAAGACUGUUGAUGACCGAACUGUGAAAUUCUUCCCUUGU
Molecule: messenger RNA, 2390 nt
Organism: Pteropus alecto (black flying fox)
Lineage: Eukaryota; Metazoa; Chordata; Mammalia; Chiroptera; Pteropodidae
Gene: EPB41L4B
Product: erythrocyte membrane protein band 4.1 like 4B
Exons: 25
Cellular component (GO): cytoskeleton
Molecular function (GO): cytoskeletal protein binding
Source: RefSeq, a predicted model, not a curated record